Colletotrichum destructivum is the source of this 3189-nucleotide messenger RNA. Its product is annotated as Putative pectate lyase superfamily protein. Lineage: Eukaryota; Fungi; Ascomycota; Sordariomycetes; Glomerellales; Glomerellaceae. The transcript has 5 exons. The record is from RefSeq and is a predicted model, not a curated record. The coding region runs from base 299 to 2668 and encodes 789 amino acids. Gene Ontology annotation, molecular function: polygalacturonase activity.
CUUGUGAUUCCUUUCCUUCCCUUCCUUUUCUUCUCGUCUCAACCUCGCUCUCCCGUCGACGCUCUUUUUCCUUCCGUCGAGUCUUCCCAAGAGGGGAUAACUCACCCUCUCUGCCUAUUCAGUUCGUUUUCAAGUCGCUCAUUCACCCAAUCCAAUCCAAUCCAAACCAACCGGUGCGCGUCUUGAUCGGCCGUCACCCGCUACUGUCGUCACUUUCGACCCUCGUCUGUCUAUACCCUCGUUCUCAUUACCACCAACAAACCGCAAGAGGAACCCCACGAUCAGCUGGUUCUACAUCAUGAUGGGUCUCUCCUCGGUCCUCACGACCACCCUCCUGGCCUUGCGCCUCUUCUCUCUGGACGCGCUCGCGGCUCCCACGCCCGAUCCCGUGCCCCAGGCUGCCACCCCCGGUGCGGCCGCCGGCUUCUGGGUCUCGACGAUCGAGCGCCGCGGCACCUCUGCAUUUGGCGAUGCCAACUACAAGAUCUAUCGCAACGUCAAGGACUACGGUGCCAAGGGUGAUGGCUCCAGCGACGACACCGUUGCUAUCCAGGCCGCGAUGGACGACGGAAACCGCUGCGGUUUCGGCUGUGACUCCCAGACCACGACGCCUGCGCUCGUCUACUUCCCGACCGGCACCUACGUCGUCAGCAAGCCCAUCGUCAUGAAGUACUACACCCACAUGGUCGGAGACGCCACCGCCUUGCCUACCAUCAAGGCGGCCGCGAGCUUCACCGGCAUGGCUGUGAUCGAUGCCAACCCGUACGACAAUCAGGGCAAUAACGCUCACACAAACCAGAACAACUUUUGGAAGCUCGUUCGCAACUUCAACAUCGACUUGACUGGCAUGCCCUUCACCUCCGGUGCCGGCAUUCACUGGCAGGUCGCCCAGGCCACCAGCCUGCAGAACAUCGUCUUCAACAUGCGCACCGACGGAGGCGAGGCCAACGUCCAGCAGGGUAUCUUCAUCGACAAUGGGUCCGGCGGCUUCAUGACCGACCUGACGUUCAAUGGCGGCAAGUAUGGUGCUUUCAUGGGAUCGCAGCAGUUCACCACGCGUAACCUGACCUUCAACAACUGCAAGACGGCCGUCUACAUGAACUGGAACUGGCUCUGGACCUUCCAGGACGUCAAGAUCAACAACUGCGGCGUCGGUAUCGACAUGUCCAACGGCGGUGGCGCUUCGCAGACGGUCGGCUCCGUGCUGCUCCUCGACAGCGUCAUCAGCAACACGCCCGUCGGCAUCCUGACCGCCUACAGCCCGGCAUCGUCCGCGACUAACGGCAGUCUGAUCCUCGACAACGUCGACAUGUCGGCCAACGUUCCCGCCGCCGUCCAGAUGCUCGACACCAAGGCCACCAUCCUCCCCGGCAACCAAAAGAUCGCCUCCUUCAUCCAGGGCAAGACAUACACGGGCGCCGCCGCCGGCAGCGGCAAGGCUGUCCAGGCCGCCCAGGACGCCGUCGUCAAGCCCGCCGUCCUCCUCGCCUCAGACGGCAAGGUUGUCACGCGCAGCAAGCCGCAGUACGAGAAGGUGCCGGCCAGCUCGUUCCUCAGCGCCAAGGCCAACGGCUGCAAGGGCGACGGGAAGAGCGACGACACGGCGGCCAUCCAGGCGCUGUUCAACAAGGCCGGCCCCAACGACAUUGUCUACUUUGACCACGGCGCGUACAUCAUCUCGGACACGGUCGAAGUGCCCAAGGACAUCAAGAUCACGGGUGAGGUCUGGCCUCUGCUGAUGGCCAACGGCGCGGCCUUCAAGGACCAGGCCAACCCCAAGGUCGUCUUCCGUGUCGGCAAGCCCGGCGACGUCGGCACGUUCGAGAUGAGCGACCUCAUCAUCCAGACCCAGGGACCCCAGGCCGGCGCCAUCCUCAUGGAGUACAACAUCGCCGGGUCCACGCCCGGUGCGGCCGGCCUCUGGGACGUCCACUUCCGCAUCGGAGGCAGCGCCGGCACCCAGCUCCAGUCGGACAAGUGCGCCAAGAACCCCAACGUGACGGCGCCCGCCAACCCCGAGUGCAUCGGCGCCUAUAUGCUCACCCACAUGACGGCCGAGUCGUCGGGCUACUUUGAGAACACGUGGUGGUGGGUGGCCGACCACGAGCUCGACCUGCCGGACCGCAAGGCCCAGAUCAACAUCUACAACGGCCGCGGCGUGCUCUGCGAGGCGACCAAGGGCACCUGGUUCUGGGGCACGGCGUCGGAGCACAACGUGCUGUACAACUACCAGUUCAACAAGGCCUCCAACGUCUACAUGGCGCACAUCCAGACCGAGACGGCCUACUUCCAGGGCAACCCGGAUGCCAAGACGCCCUUCACCGUCAACCAGGCCAUCCUCGACCCCAACUUCGACACCUUCUGCGCGGGGCAGGGCAACAGGUGCGCGCGCACGUGGGGCGUCCGCGCCAUCGACUCCAAAGACAUCCUCAUCUACGGCGCCGGCCUGUACUCCUUCUUCGACAACUACGACCAGGUGUGUGUCGGCCAGAACAACUGCCAGGACCACAUGGUGUCCCUCGAGAACAGCGACGUCAAGUUCUUCGGCCUCAGCACCAAGGCGGCCGUCAACAUGGUGACGGUCAACGGCAAGAGCGCGGCGCUCGACAGCGACAACCGCAACAACUUCUGCGCAACCGUCGCGCUCUUCCAGGCGCCGUCCCUCUAGGAGAGCUCUUGCGCCUACUACGAAGCGGAGGGGCCCUGGGUCCCCGGCCCAUUCCCGGUUCACGAGCCGUCCUAGGAGAGGCCCCGGUACGGGAUCUCGCCGGUCCCGAGCAUGCCGGCGCUGUCUCCCCUGGAUUCGUGGCUGGCAACGACGGCGUACGAGGACGGCUAUGAUCACGCCCAGAAGCUGAUGAUCGCGAACCGCCGCCAUGCUAUUCUCGGAUAGGCGUGGCCAUCGUCCGCCACCCCUCCCACCCCCGUGGUCCGUGGUAUGUCAGUCCAGUGGCGUGUCAGAUGCGUCUUCCUUUUUUCUCAUUCUUCUUCUUGUGCCAUGAAAUACUGGCAGGAGGCACACUUGCAUUAUGGGGGUUGGAGUUUGGGUAGGAGGGUUUCUAGAAAACGAACGAAGGAUUGUGCGCUGAGGAUCCACGAAAUACGGGAUGGGGGGAUUGACUUUGUUUUUUUGCCUUAGAGGCAACCUUGAUACCAUCCAUACAUACAAAAUCCGUUUGGUUUGACUAA